AUGAAGGUUCUUUCCUCCCCGGACAUUCCCAGGAAAAGGACCAUGAGAAGGGUGCCCAAACCUCUGAUGGAAAAACGCAGACGUGAGCGAAUCAACCACAGUCUGGAGACUUUACGACUUCUGAUGCUGGAGAGCACCAGAAACGAGAAACUGAAGAACCCGAAGGUGGAGAAGGCAGAAAUCUUGGAGAGUGUGGUCGAGUUCUUGAAGACGGAUAAUGACGUCAUGCCCAGGGAUCAGACCUGCACGAGCCAGAACAAGAACACGUACCACGACGGCAUGAGGUCCUGUCUGCUGAGGGUCAGUCACUUCAUCUCCACCAAGAACCAGGACCCGGAGGAACCCGGUGUGGCCCCCGAGCCCGACAGGCACCACUCUCCCCCCGGACACACGCACGCAGCACUGACCCCUAGAGGCGGAGACUCCUCUCCCCAGGUUCCUCCACUUAUGGCUCGUCAUCGCCGCAGGUACGGCUUCUCCCACCCGUACCUGAGCCACAGGAUCGGGCUCCACUGUGAGAGCAGCACGCUGCUCCACCACUCCACGUCCACGCCUGCACCCACGCACUUUGCCGAGCCGGUGUGGAGGCCGUGGCCCCAGUGA
This is a messenger RNA of Cynoglossus semilaevis (tongue sole), 603 nucleotides long. RefSeq names its product hairy-related 5 (gene her5). The coding region runs from base 1 to 603 and encodes 200 amino acids. The transcript is spliced from 3 exons. Gene Ontology annotation, biological process: regulation of DNA-templated transcription. The record is from RefSeq and is a predicted model, not a curated record. Gene Ontology annotation, molecular function: protein dimerization activity; DNA binding. NCBI's taxonomy places the organism in Eukaryota, Metazoa, Chordata, Actinopteri, Pleuronectiformes, Cynoglossidae.